CAUCACCAUCUUCUCUGCAACGCCACCCUCCAAACAAAUGGCCAUAUCCACCAUCCUGAACCCUGAAGCUCAGGAGUUCAUCCCCCAGAACAGCUCCCUCCUUCUCCAAUCUCACCCUCCUCCCUUCACUUACACCAACCUUGUCCUCCCUCCCUCAACCCCCAUGAUCAGCUUCUACAGCUCACCACCACCACCACCACCACCACCACAACCUUCGCCGUACUUCGCCUCCUCCACCCACUGCUACUACCAGUACCAAUACUACUCUACCCUCCCUCAACCCCUCUUAGACCCUGAACAGCACCGUUUCUCCGUCAGCUACUCCGACUUCCAUCCGCCGCCACCACCACCCCCAUCGAACCCUUCCAAGCGAUGGAUCCGCGCCCAAAUCAGCGUGGAGUUGGAGCCGGGACUAGGAGACCAGAAGCUGGCCGCAGGCCACCAUCCCCGAGGCGGAGGACGUGGGAGGGGGCCCUGCAGUGGCCGGCGCUCUCCGCCGCGGCGCCACGGCGGUGGGGGAGGAGGACGAGGAGGGAAUUUGGGGUCUCGCGGGAGGCGAUUGGCGUGGAAGGAGGAGCUCUCGUCGCUGGGCGUCGUUAACAACACCAGUAGCGAAGAGGAGUACUGUUACAGCGUCGACACGACGACCAAUAUUCACAAGUACGCGAGGAUCGUGGAGCCCCGAGAGAUGGUGGGGAAGAGGAAGAAGCCGGUGUUGCCGGUCGACGAGGGCGGCGAUCGCACCACCGUCAUGAUCAGGAACAUCCCCAACAAGUACACUCGUGAAUUGCUGGUCGAUUUCUUGGACAAGCACUGCCAAAUGGAGAACCAGAAGGCGGAGGCUGAGGGCGACGAUGCUGUCAUUUCCGCUUACGAUUUUGUCUACUUGCCUCUUGAUCUUAGGAGGAAGGCAAAUCUGGGGUACGCGUUCGUGAACUUCACCAGUCCGAGAGCGGUGUGGAAGUUCAAAGUCGCCACCAAUAAUCAGAGAUGGGAGCUAUUCUACUCCAGCAAAAUCCGUCAGAUCGCUACCGCCAAAUACCAGGGAAAAGAGGCGCUGAUGAGGCAUUUCGAGAACACAGUGUUUGCAUGCGACUCCGAUGACUUCCUGCCCAUCACGUUCAGCCCGCCACGCGACGGUUCGGGCAAGGCGGUGACCCAAGAGGUCGUAGGCGGGCGCAUUGCUCCUAGACGCGCCGAGGCGCAGCUCAAUAAGACGGACCGUUUCUAAACAUGAACCCUGCUCUUUUUUGGCUAGAUCUUGCCGGUGGCAAAAUUAGCAAGAAUAUGUGACUGAUGUGACAAGCUCUUUCUAUGCCAGUUUCAUCAUCAUGAGCUGAACGAGAAAAGAUUGUGUUCAGUCUGAGAACCUUACAUUUUGUCCCUGCUUCGUUUUUGGGGGCGUAGGGGUUUUUCUAGUUGGUGGAUGAAAAUGUGAGGUAUUAGGGUUUUGUAUAAUCACGAGAAUAAACCGUGUAUGGAGGUGGAGCGUGGCACCUGGACCCCCACACAGAUGAUGACGGGGGCAGGUGGUGGGGUCCACCUUCUAGAGGAUCAUGAUCUCAUUAGGUUAGGUCUUUACUUCAUUUUCCUCACAAGAUAUGUAAUGAUCU
Molecule: messenger RNA, 1613 nt
Organism: Syzygium oleosum
Lineage: Eukaryota; Viridiplantae; Streptophyta; Magnoliopsida; Myrtales; Myrtaceae
Product: protein terminal ear1 homolog
Exons: 4
Coding region: 38-1231 (397 amino acids)
Molecular function (GO): nucleic acid binding
Source: RefSeq, a predicted model, not a curated record